Molecule: messenger RNA, 715 nt
Organism: Rotaria sordida
Lineage: Eukaryota; Metazoa; Rotifera; Eurotatoria; Philodinida; Philodinidae
Source: the annotation of a GenBank genome assembly
AUGUUAAGACCAGAACAUUUAAAGAUAAUUUUUAUAUUAUCAAUACUUAUUUGUAUUCUUUCUAUUGGUGGUUUAAUAACACUUAUAGUUAUUUGGGUUACUAAAUUAACACCAUUUCGAGAUUAUGCUGUUGUUGUUGAUGCUGGUUCAACACAUUCGAAAAUUUUUCUUUAUACAUGGCCUGCUGAUAAAUCCGAUGGACUUGGUAUAACAUCUCGAGUAACUCAAGUAAAAGCUUGUAGUGUACCUGGUGGACCUAUUACAUCAAUUAAAGAUCCAACUGAGAUUAAUACUCAACAAUAUUUUCAAUCGGCUAUGUCUGAUUGUAUCAAUGAAAUACCAUUAACUCGUAAAAGUCGAGCAUUUAUUUUUCUUGGUGGAACAGCUGGUCUUCGUUUAUUUGAAAUAAAAGAUUCAAAUUAUACAAAUAAUUUAUUAAGUAGUACACGUUCUUAUUUUAGUUCUCUUGGUGUUCAUUUUAAAGCACCAGAAAAUCAAGUUCGAAUAAUUAGUGGUAGUGAAGAAGGUCUAUCUGGUUGGAUAUCAACAAAUAUUCUUAUGGGUCAAUUAUUAAAAAAUAAUAAACCAUUAGAAACAUAUGGUGUAUCAGAUAUGGGAGGUGCUAGUACACAAUUCAGUUUUAUUGCUCCAGAUGCUAUGCAUGAUCGUUUUAGUAUGAAUCUUUUUAAUACAGCAUAUGAUAUAUAUUCACAUU